AUGACAGAAAAGUGUAGGGGUUGGCAGGCUAGAAUCUUGUCACAGGGAGGGAAAGCUGUGUUGAUUAAGACUGUGCUGCAAGCACUUCCCACUCACAUAUUUUAUGCACUUAGCCCACCCAAGGCUGUUGUUAAACAGAUAGAAAGACUCUUUGCUGAUUUCUUUUGGGGGGAGAUAGAUGGGAAGAAGAAAUAUCAUUGGGGGUCCUGGAAAACUUUGGCAAAGCCAACUGGAGAUGGUGGAGUUGGAUUUUUAGGAAUGCAGGACUUGGUUGAUGCUGCAGGAAUGAAGUUGUGGUGGAAUUUUAGGAAAGGUGGGACAAUUUGGAGUGAGUUUUUAAUGAAUAAGUACUGCAAGGAAAUUCAUCCUGUGGUAAGGGGCUGGCAGUAUAAGGACUCACAUGUGUGGAGAAGGAUGAUCCAAGCUAGAGAAAAAGCUGAGCCUCAGUUGAUAUGGAAGAUUGGUGAAGGGAUGGUGAAUUUAUGGUGGGACAACUGGUCAGGAAGGGGUGCAAUGGCUGGUGUUCUAAAUAUCAGGGGAAAAAGGAGAGCAAAAGACAUAUUGAAAGACUUCCUUGUGGGGAAUAGAGUGGAUCUGCAAAGGCUAGGGAUUGACCAAGCUCAAGGAUGGGAUGGCACACUGGUUUGCAGUUCAGAGGGAGUCCAGGACAAAAUAUGCUGGGGAGCUAUUGGGGAAGAUUUUACAUUUAAGGCAGCAAAGAAGCUGGUGCAAGGGCAGGCCAAUCAAGGGCAAGAAAGUUUGUGGUGCAAGAAGAUUUGGGCAAAAGGAAUCCCAUGGAAAAUGUCUUUUUUGGCAUGGAGGGUUUUUAAAAAGAAACUCCCAAUGGAUGACACUCUAAGGAGAAUGGGAUUUCACACUGUUUCUAUGUGCCCUUGUUGUGUUCAGCAUGGGUGUGACAGUUUAAAUCAUGUGUUUGGAAUGGGAGAGACAGCUAAGCAGGUAUGGGAUUAUUUUGCAAAAUCUUUGGGGCUGCUUAUCAAUGUUAGAUCAGAGAGACAUGUGUGUUAUGAAUGGUGGCUUUAUAAGGUGGACAAUAGGAUGCUGAAAUUUAUGGUGCAAAGACUUCCUGUGCUCAUAUUAUGGGAAUUGUGGGUGAACUACUCUCACUGUAAAUAUGGGAAUGGGAGGACUUCUGUGGCAAGAAUUAUAUACAAGGUAGGGAAGGACAUGGCUGAGUGCAUUCAAAGGAAGUGGCCACACUGGGAUCCCCUCCCACCAUGUUGGAAGUUCAUCAUGAAAAAAGUUGAUUCCUUUGGUUGUGGAAGAAUAACUCAGAGGUCAAAUUGGUGUAGGCCAUGGCCAGGAGUAGUUAAGGUGAAUUGGGCAUUGGAUAAUGAGGAAAAGUCAUGUGCAUUCUUUGUGAGAAACUCUAGGGGAAGAUUUUGCUUGGCAGGGGUCUACUCCUUAGAGAAUGGGCAGAACUUAGAGGAGUUAAUACAAAGUAUGCUGGGAUACUGCUGGGAAUGGUGCAAGUUCAAAAGGAUCACUAAGGUCAUCUUUGAGACCAGUAAUUGGAGAGGGAUUGAACUGAAUGGUCUAGACACUGCCCAGGGUUCAUGGAUUAGGAAAGAAACAUGCUUGGAGAGGGUGAAUUGUGUGGCUUCAUGCCUGGCUAACAGAUGCUGUGAUCUGAAUAUAAUCUUUAACAAAGUUGAGGGGCUCCCAAGAGGCCUGGAUCAUCUUCUUGCUUUAGAGGGGGUCCCUCACUUUGUCUUUCUGCCUGGGAUAGACAACAUUAAAUGA
Ipomoea nil (Japanese morning glory) is the source of this 1764-nucleotide messenger RNA. RefSeq lists its product as uncharacterized. Lineage: Eukaryota; Viridiplantae; Streptophyta; Magnoliopsida; Solanales; Convolvulaceae. The record is from RefSeq and is a predicted model, not a curated record. Bases 1 to 1764 code for a protein of 587 amino acids. The transcript has a single exon.